Molecule: messenger RNA, 1116 nt
Organism: Prunus armeniaca (apricot)
Lineage: Eukaryota; Viridiplantae; Streptophyta; Magnoliopsida; Rosales; Rosaceae
Source: the annotation of a GenBank genome assembly
AUGAACUUCGCGUACCGUCCCAUCACAACGGUCACAUUCCCCUGUCUCCCACUAAACCCUAAUUCCAAAACCCAAAUUGCCCCAAAAUUCACUCACCUGCGUUCACUGAACAAAACCCAUAUACAAGUAAAGCCAAGAUUAAGCCACCAAAUUAGAGCCUCAGCAAGCGAUAGUAGUCAAACCCCGUGGUGGGUGAACGUGUUGCCAAGCAAAGCUUUCGGAGCCGAGAAAUUUCUUCGGCUGAUUUCAGGUGCCACCGCAAGCCCCAUUUGCCAGUACGUGUCGGAACCCAGCACGUUUCUUCAUUCUGUGGACCCCAGAAUCAAAUUGGUUUGGCUUUUGGCUCUAGUUGUUUUACCAGCAAGGUCACAUAUAAUACUGCGUUUUGGAUUAGUAGUAUACUUGGCCGUUUUGUCAAUAUGGAUUCUUCCAAGACAUACAUGGAUGGACCAACUGGGAAGAGUGUCUUUGAUCUCUGGAAUUUUAUUCAUUACGUUGGGGCUGGGUUCAGAUGGUGUGCCACCCCUUGUUCAGUUAAGAACCCCACCUCCUGCAAUGAUUGGAUUAUCAAAUCUUCCUACAUCUCUGGCAGGUUACUCAUAUUUAAUUAUGAAGCUAGGGCCAUUACAUUUUACAAGGAAGGGGUUGUCUGUAGCAAGCACAGCUGCUUGCUUAACCUUUACUGUUUUUCAAAGUGCAAGCCUUUGCUUGACAACCACAACCCCAGAAGAACUUGCAUUUGCCUUGCGGUGGUUUAUGCUCCCUUUGACACGUCUUGGUGUGCCAGUGGCUGAAAUAAUUCUGACCCUCAUGCUUUCAUUGAGGUUCAUCAAUCUCGUGUUUGAUGAGGUACGUAAUGUUGCAUUGGGGAUUGUAUCUCGUAGGAUAAACUGGGAACAGUUGACAAUGAUGGAAACGCUGGAUGUUUUCUUUGCCUACUUUCGUCGGAUCUUCACAAAUAUCUUUAGCCAUGCAGAGCAGAUCUCGCAGGCAAUGAUUGUCAGAGGUUUUAGAGGGGACAGCAACGCUCAUAAGAUUUACUUGUUGUCAGAUCCAUCCAUUGGAACAUCAGAUAUCGUUUCCUUUUUAAGCCUGGGGAAAAAGAUUGUUGAUUGA